AAAAUGAUGUCGCACAAUAUGAUUUAGCUAAACGUUACCAAAAUGGAUGGGGAAUUGAAAAGAAUUCAGAAAAGGCAUUCGAUUGUAUUGAAAUCAAAGAAGAUCUUAAAAAAGCACUUUUUUGGUAUCAAAAAUCAGCUGUAAAUAAAAAUAAAGAAGCCCAAUAUAAUAUAAUUAAAUGUUAUAUAAAUGGAAUAGGAAUUAAUAAAGAUUUAGAAAAAGCAUAUAAAUGGCAUCAAAGAUUAGUAAAAAAUGAAAAUAGAUCUAAAAGAAGUUUUGGAAAAUAUGAAACUAAUCAUCAAAAUAUUAAUGAAAAUAUUAUUACAGAUUUUGGUAUUUCAAAAAUUGGAAAUAAUUCUACUAGACAUAUUGGACUUUGUGGUAAAACUGCUUAUAUAGAUCCACAAAUACUUAUAAAUCAUAAUUUUCAAUAUAUUAAGCCUUCAGAUAUUUAUAGUUUUGGAAUUUUAAUGUGGGAAAUUUCUAGUGGAUAUCCUCCAUUUAAAGAUUUAAAUGAUACUACUAUUUAUGCUGCUAUUAUUAAUAAUAAUGCUCGUGAAACUACUAUAUCAGAUACUCCUCAGGAUUAUGAAAAAUUAUAUAAAAAAUGUUGGGAUCAAGAACCUAAGCAAAGGCCUACCAUUACAGAAUUAUUGGUUGAAUUCUCAAGGAUGAAUUUUAUGAAUAAAAAGAUUAAAGAUAAAUUUAAUAAUAAUCAGGAUCUUAUUAUUGCUAUUACUUGUCAUAAAACUCGUGAAAUUUCUAUAGCGGAUACACCUGAGGAUUACGAAAAAUUAUAUAAAAAAUGCUGGAAACAAGAACCAAAGCAAAGACCAAUUAUUAAAGAAGUAUUAAAAAUAUUUUAUAAGAUGGGCUUUGGAAAAAUUAUUGGCGAUGAUGAAACAACAAAAGAUACAGAGAAUAAUAAUUCUGAUCCUGAUUCAAAAAUUGGCGAUUCUAUUCAGUUAGAUACUUUUGAGAAUUUAUCUAUAACAAAUUAUGAAGUAUAA
Messenger RNA from Funneliformis geosporum, 1010 nucleotides. NCBI's taxonomy places the organism in Eukaryota, Fungi, Glomeromycota, Glomeromycetes, Glomerales, Glomeraceae. The record is from the annotation of a GenBank genome assembly.